AUGUCCUCCUCGUCAAAACCAUUUGUGCAGCCUGGAGAGCCUUUGAAUGACUUCUUGCGCUCAUUUUGGCAGAGGCAGAUUGAUGCUGCAGAGCAAGAGACUCCCGACUACCGCCAUCCACCGCUUCCGCUCGCCCGAAUUAAGAAGGUCAUGAAGAGCGACCCCGAAGUCAAAGUAUCUCCGAUCCUCUUCUGCAAAGCUUGCGAGAUCUUUAUUGCGGAGAUCACGGCCCGAGCAUUCAUCAUUGCUGACUCGAACAAGCGGCGAACGCUCUCGCGCGCCGACAUAGCAAAAGCUUUGAGCAAGUCAGAUCAGUUUGACUUCCUCAUCGAUAUUGUACCUCGUGAGGAGCCUCCUGGCGGUGCAGUGCAAGGUGUCAACGCUGCUGGUCGCGCACAGAAGAAGGGCCUAGCGCUAGGCGCUGUGAAUGCUGUAAGUACUUCUCACCGCUCGCAUGAACCUCUAUCUCAGUCGCAUGGCGAACAGACGUCACAGAGUAGAGAAGACUCUGGAAACGGGACACUAGAGAGCGCGGAGGGAGGUGCGCAGGAUGUUACAAGUGCAGUGGAUCUAGAGCAGUUGCAGUCGCUGCUCCAACCACCAGGCGGUAUAGAGCCUCGUCCCCAUUCCUGAUCUGCCCUUCUGUGUGUAGAACCUGACUGCAACUGCUCUCGUGUUGUUUGAUUAUUGCUCUCGACUGUAUUCUUUGAUAUUGUUUAUAGCAUCUCUCCGAUUGGUUCGUU
Messenger RNA from Dichomitus squalens LYAD-421 SS1, 743 nucleotides. Its product is annotated as histone-fold-containing protein. Gene Ontology annotation, molecular function: protein heterodimerization activity; DNA-binding transcription activator activity, RNA polymerase II-specific. The transcript has 4 exons. Gene Ontology annotation, cellular component: nucleus; CCAAT-binding factor complex. Gene Ontology annotation, biological process: regulation of DNA-templated transcription. Bases 1 to 633 code for a protein of 210 amino acids. The record is from RefSeq and is a predicted model, not a curated record. NCBI's taxonomy places the organism in Eukaryota, Fungi, Basidiomycota, Agaricomycetes, Polyporales, Polyporaceae.